AUGGCAACUAAUGACGCUGUUGCCAAGGCACUAGAGCGGCUACGCUUGAAAAAAGAAAGAAUUCUUAACAACAAUGAUGAUGAGAUGCCAGAAACAAAGACUUCUACGCCAUUAUCCAUGCAAGUGGCACAACCUGCCUCUGGAUUUCAGCUUAUUUGCUCAGGAGAAGUCGAAAGCGUGCAUUACCCGGGUGUCACAAACGUGUACUGUCGAUAUUCAAUCACCCAUGGUGUUGACUGGCGCGUACUUCAUGGAGCAGAGAAUGGACUUUCACAAAUUGCAUACCUGGGUCGUAAUGAAGAUGAGAUCCUUUUGAAUUUUCCAAUUGACGUGUCAUUUAAAAGCACCAACCCGUUCGGCUGGCCACGUUUGGUGCUGAGUCUAUACGGGCUCGAUGGACUGGGCCGUGACGUAGUGCGAGGCUACGGCUCCAUUGCAUUCCCUGUCACACCCGGCUGCUCGAGGCUUGAAGUACCGCUCUUUCGACCGAUAUCGUCAUCGCGAAUACAGCAGUUUGUAGCCUGGUUUACGGGAUCGCCGCCUGAAUACUUCGACUCGAAAUUCAUAGCACAAAGCGAUAGUCGCGAAGUAACACGAGUCACAUCUGCAGGCAAAGUACGUGUCUUGUUAAACGUGGCUACAUACGGAAUGAAACAGUAUGGAUACACAUAA
Molecule: messenger RNA, 672 nt
Organism: Plasmopara halstedii
Lineage: Eukaryota; Oomycota; Peronosporomycetes; Peronosporales; Peronosporaceae
Product: b9 domain-containing protein 1
Exons: 3
Coding region: 1-672 (223 amino acids)
Biological process (GO): cilium assembly
Cellular component (GO): MKS complex
Source: RefSeq, a predicted model, not a curated record